ACCAGGCUCUGUCACUGCCAAGCGCGGCUCCCCUUUUCUAUAUCCGAAUUUCUACUAUCCCUCCCUCGUCCGUCCUCCACUUUGGCCUCCAUCCCACGCACGCGCUUUUGGCCUUGGAAGCCAUCUUUUUUUCCUUCUUGUCUGGAGACCAUCAUCUGGUUCACCAUCUCGUUCCCGUCCUUGCUCCCGUUGAACGACUGACCGUUGUUCGUCCGCUCGUUUCUGCCGAUUCGCCGCCCUGCCGAACCCCCCCGGCCUGCCAAUCCAUCAUGGCUGACAACAAGAAGAACGACGACUUCGUCGCCAAUAUGCCAGAUAACGGCAUCGGUGAUGGUGACAAGGAGAAUGAUUCUCUCGUCGGUCGCGGCGCCGGUACCGAUGCCAUCCCGCCGCCUCCCACGGGCUUCUUGGCCAAGAUCGAGAACAGCGGGCCAUUCUCCAUCAUGGCCUACUGUGUUUCAUCCAUCAGCAUGACCGUGGUGAACAAGUAUGUCGUAUCGGGUACUUCGUGGAAUCUCACCUUCUUCUACCUCGCCAUCCAGUCCAUUGUCUGCAUCAUCACCAUCACAGCAUGCAAGUACUUCGGUCUUAUCAAGUCUCUCGCUCCCCUUGACCCUGAACGGGUCAAGAAAUGGUACCCCAUUUCGCUCGUCCUCGUUGGUAUGAUCUACACUAGCACCAGGGCCCUGCAGUACCUCUCGGUGCCCGUGUACACUAUCUUCAAGAACCUGACCAUCAUCGCCAUCGCCUAUGGAGAGGUCCUUUGGUUCGGUGGUGCUGUCACCCCCACCGCCCUCUCCGCCUUUGGUCUGAUGGUCCUGAGCUCCAUCGUCGCCGCCUGGGCCGAUAUCAAGAGCGCCAUGUCGGGCGACUACAGCGCGACCACCGGUGACAAGGAUGCCCUCGCGACCCUUAACGCUGGUUACUUCUGGAUGGCCAUGAACGUCUUUUGCUCUGCUUCGUAUGUCCUGGGCAUGCGCAAGGUUAUCAAGAAGAUGAACUUCAAGGACUGGGACUCCAUGUACUAUAACAACCUCCUCACCAUCCCCGUCCUCGUUAUCUGCUCGCUCCUCACCGAGGAUUGGUCCAGCGCCAACUUUGCCAAGAACUUCCCCGAGGAGUAUCGCAACCGCAUCACGAUCGGCAUCAUCUACUCUGGCGUGGCCGCCAUCUUCAUCUCGUACUGCACUGCCUGGUGUAUCCGUGUCACCUCGUCCACCACCUACUCCAUGGUUGGCGCUCUGAACAAGCUGCCCAUUGCCAUCAGCGGCCUCAUCUUCUUCGCAGCCCCCGUCACCGUCGGCAGCGUGUCUGCCAUCUUCCUUGGCUUCGUCAGCGGUCUCGUCUACACUUGGUCCAAGGUCAAGGAGUCUGAGGCCAAGAAGAACACUCUCCCAACCUCUGAGAACCGGGACUCGUCAAAGUAA
Fusarium falciforme is the source of this 1427-nucleotide messenger RNA. RefSeq names its product GDP-mannose transporter. The coding region runs from base 270 to 1427 and encodes 385 amino acids. Gene Ontology annotation, molecular function: antiporter activity; GDP-mannose transmembrane transporter activity. The record is from RefSeq and is a predicted model, not a curated record. The transcript is spliced from 4 exons. Lineage: Eukaryota; Fungi; Ascomycota; Sordariomycetes; Hypocreales; Nectriaceae. Gene Ontology annotation, cellular component: Golgi apparatus.